GUGAGCUCCAGUGGGGCCUGCUGGGGUGAGCACUCGGUCCAUGGAUGAAGAAGCUCGGGGGCUGGUGACAGCAGGUGGUCUCUGCCUCACUUUAAACCUCGGUCCCCCACGGUCCUCCACGGUCCUCCACGGCCAUCCAUCCAGAGGCUGAGUGGCUCCUCCAAGGCUACCAGCCUCCCCGCCAAGCUCCCGGCCCCCGGCUGGCCAGGCCUGCUGCAAAGCCCGCCGAGGGGCUCGGACAGUGCCGGGCUCCAGAAGUGAUAGCUAAUUGGGGAGAGAAAGGGCCCGAUUGUCUCGCGGCGGCCGGAAGAGCGGCGUGGGCCGCUGAAAGGGCCGGGAGGAGGUGGCCGCUUCGCCCAGCAGCUGCCGCCUGGAGAUGUUUGGGGAUUACGUCAGCGCUGGCGGGUAGGGGCAGCAGGGCCAGCGGAGGAGGCGGGCUCGCGGCGGCCUCCCGCCCCCCGGGCCCCUGGACAAUGCCCGCAUUGUCGGUGCCGAGAGUGGUUAAUUCUGGCUGAAUGGUACACGGGCCUCUUGACCAAGGAGGCUGCUUGUCGCCCCGAUCUGUCCUCUCAGGAGGGCCUGCCUGCCUGGGGGGCUGCGGACAGCGGGGGUCAGUCCCUGCGAGGGGCCGUGUGUCCAGCCUGGGGAGGCAGUUGUCACCAGGGGUUGGGGGUGGCAGCUUCUCAGCAUGGGCUCCUGGCUGGGGGGUGGUGUGGGCCCUGACCCACUCAUGGUGCUGCUGGUGGUCAUCCUGCUGGUGCGUUUCAUCUUGUGGUCCUGCCUGGGGACCUACAUUGACCACAGGCUGGCCCGGCCGCCGCUGCAGCCCCGAAAAGCCAAGCGGGACUAGGGUUUUGUGCUGACAUGGUUGUUCCCUGGGGAGGGGUCAGGGGACUGGGGAGCACACACCUGAGCUUACUGGUUUUGCUUCCAGCUAAUGCUCCUCCCCCUCUUCUCUCCAAGUGUCCACUCCUUGGAGUUGACCACUCUGGCCCCUUCACACCUGACCAGGCAGCUGACUCCUAUGUCCUAAGGGUUAUGGAAGAGACCUGGGAUGCAUGGUGACUGCCCAGACUGAUCCUAUGGGUAUGACCACCCACCUGGGGUAUGGGAGGGAUUGUGGCCAGCUUUCUGUCACCAGGUCCUGAAUCCCCAGCUGUAGUGAGUGCUCUGGGUAGGUAUCUAACUCUAAGCCUGUCUCAGCCUCCAAUUCUUCAUAAAUACAUUUGCAGGAAGUGGCUGGAGGGGACCAGGGAUGUUGGCAGAGAGGCCAGCCACAAGGACACCUGUGACUCCAUCAUGAGCUAGCCCUGUUGGGGUCCCUUCCUUCCUAACCAGUCAUUUCUGGCUUCCCAAGUGUCUGGGCUCACAGAGCAGACCUUGGGAAAGUUCUCAAGACAGACCUGGGACACCUAAGCUCAGGUCCAGCCAUCCUUUGUCAUGUGCGAACUCUGCCCAUCAGCCUACUCUAAGAUGGGCUGUGUGCCUCCCUCCUUUAGCAGGUCAGGGUAUAGGGGAAAGCCCCAGGAGCCUGCAGAUUCCCAUGCUUUGUGGAGAGUCGGUGAGUGGAGAAGCCAAGGGGCCUGCCAGGGUCCCCUGAGCACCUGUGGUUAAUCUGGGCAGCUGGGAUGCAUCUGGAAAGACUGACAGGGCAGGGAAGUUGAGUUGUGGCCACACAGCAAUCGUCCCCUCUUUACCAUCACAUGGGUAGAGACGCCACCAAUUUAACUACCAGGAUGGGGUAGCUUGGUGGCUUCUGCCCAGCACAGACUUACAGCACUCCGGGAGACCUUGGCAAAUGCUGGCGCCCGCUCCACCCCAGACCAGCUGAUGUGUCACCUCUGGGAAUCUGUAUGUACGAUCCCAGGAGCAGUUUCCAGACCACAGCAAGAAUCACCUCUCUGAUCACCUCAUGAGGAACAAAGAACUUGGCGAGGGAAGGUUGACUCUUUUGCAGUGGCUCUGAGAAGCACUGGCCCAGUAUCUUCUGAGAGGAGAUAGUGACAGGGACACUGGCUGUGCCUCACUCCUGGAACAGUAAGGAGGUGCAAAGAUGCUGGCCUGGGAAACAUGAACUGAGUUGUGUGGACACAGGUUUCUCCAAGCACUGGUCCACGGGUCCUGGAUGUCUUUUGUUGGUCAAGAGCAGGGUCACAGGUGGCCACGAGAAGGCUGGAGUCACUUGGUCUGGAUCAGGAGACAUUCAGGACCUCCUGACUCAGGAGAACUAAGGAUUGGAGAGCAGUGACUGUCCAGGCCAGAGCUGACCAGCUGGAGCGAGUGUGACAGUGACAGUCCAGGGAACAAUGUGAGGCAACCUAGAUGAAGGUUGCAUCUUGUUGAGGGCAGUGUUCAGGGGUACAGUCCCUGAGAUUUGUCCCCUGGCUGGUUGGAUUAACGGGCAGAGUUCUAGGGUCCCGUCUCCUCAUCAAGGACAGUUAGCCAGGCCGAGGACUCUGCAUGAACAUUUUUGCUGCCCUAGGAGAAGGAUGUUUACAUUGCUGUUUAAGAAAAGUGUUAUCUAAUUUUCUUUGCAAUUAUCAUGCAUGAUUUGACUGAUCUCUUUAAGGAAGGAAAAUCGCAUUUGCUGUCAUGAUCUAAAGCUGGUGGAGCUGGAGGGGGCAGCGUUCCCAGGCUGCCAUCCUGGAUUUAGAACGAGAAGCCCCAGACACACCAGGCAUCCGUGGAGGUGGGGAAGGUUUGCAGUUUGAGCAGCGUGCGGCUCACACCCUGUGGUGGUCCAGUGACAUGUGACUCCCGUGUCACCGGGCUGUCUCUUUGAUUGUACAGAACCGGCUGAAUUUACCUUUUGCUCCAGGGAGCCAGAAUUCAUGGGCUUCUUCUAGAAUAGAGACGAGGACACACUCUUCUGCCUCAGGGGUCCACCAGAUACGACAGAGGCUGAGGCUGGCUGCCACCACAAGGGCCCACCAGAGACAGGGUUCUGCCAACCUAUAAGUGCCUCCCUGUUUCAGUUACCCUGGUCAGUGAUUUCCUCUUAUUUCUUGAGGUAGUUUAUGUUCAUUUCUGUUACCAUCCAAUGAAAGAACUUUCUGGAAGCACAGUCAGCACCCACUGCCUCCUGACAGUGCCUGGCUCGGAGCAGGUGCUUGGGAAGUAAUGGCCGAUUGAGCUCAGGAGGCAUCUGGUCAUCUCAGGUAGCACUUCGAGUAACAGAUAAGUGGACACCAGUGACUCAAACAGCGAGAAUUUCUUUUUUAAUUUCAGUUUUUGUUUCACUUAUAGAAAGUCAGCUAGCACUUGGCAUUCCCAGGCUGUGGUAUGGUAGCUCCCUGACUUUACUGUAGAUUCAGUCCCUGCCAUAUGUUUGUACUACUGUCCUUUUGUCUUUGUAUGACAAGAAGGCUACUGCUGCUCCGGGCAUCUUACAUGAGUUCUAGGCAGGAAAAGAAAAGACAGAGCGAUGGAGAUGAAUAGCAAUGUCCUGGAAGCCUUUAGUUUUCUAUCUCAUGUGCCUGAAGGAUGCCCCACGGCAUCUCUAGGGGAAGACAUGGCCGAGAAGUGGCAUUUGUUAGCUGUGCACAUUGUCUCCCUGGGUAACACUGAGCCUCUGUUCCAAGGGAAGGAUGGCAAACUGGCACUCAGGUAGUUAGCUUUUUUGUCUAUGCCACUGGCCCCUUGGUCACUCUUUGCAGUGGCGGUCUUUAACUGGGUAUUUUGGUGUCUUUUGUAACUCCAUUAGGUUCUGAUUUUGCCCUGCUGAUCACUGGGAAUACUGCAUGUGCCCACUUCCCUUGGCAGUACCACGCCAGUGUCAGACAUUGAAAUCUUCCAUGGCUUCCCAUGGGCUCCUAAGAUAGUGUCCCAGGGCUCUCUAGGACAGAGUGAUAUUCCCCUGCUACACAAGCAGGGAGGUACCCCUCCUAGCUGGCAGCCUUUUCGGCAGAUUGGCAGGAGGGAGGCAGACAGUGAAUAGCUGAUGGGCAGCAGGUGGAAAGGUGCACCCCAAUGUCCCUACAACAUCCAGUCUCUUAGAGUGAGGCUGAGUUUGGACCUCGGCCCUUUAAAGAGGCGAUUACAGUAAAAGAAGUCACAUGGGCUGGGCCCUAAUCCCAGAUGACUGGUGUUAGGACACAGCCAUGUGCAUGCACAGAGACAGACCUUGCAGAGAUGUGGCAAGAUGAUGACCACCUGUAAGCCAAGGAGCGAGAUCUCCAAAGGAGCCUUGGACUUCUGAUUUCCAGAACUCCAGUAAAUAUAUGUUGUUGAAGCCGCUCGCUGUGGUACCUUGUUAGGGUGGUGGGAGCUGACGGAUAACAUGGCUAAAUAAAGUAGUCAUUAACUCAGGAGGUAUACCCCAGGAAGAUCAGGAAACACACAUCGCUCUGCUGGGCAAAGGUGGCCACUGAGCACAGGAAGUAGGCUGGUGCAAAUGAAGAUAUUCUGUGAGCAGAAAGUCAGCACUAGUUAUUCAAGACACUGCAAAAGAGUGGACAGUCUCACUGACGAUGGUUUUGAAUUUGAUUAUGCAUCAAAAUGAUCACAAUGUUUUGGACACGUUGAUUUAAA
Cavia porcellus (domestic guinea pig) is the source of this 4530-nucleotide messenger RNA. RefSeq names its product small integral membrane protein 38 (gene Smim38). NCBI's taxonomy places the organism in Eukaryota, Metazoa, Chordata, Mammalia, Rodentia, Caviidae. The transcript has 3 exons. Bases 689 to 850 code for a protein of 53 amino acids. The record is from RefSeq and is a predicted model, not a curated record.